This is a messenger RNA of Guillardia theta CCMP2712, 417 nucleotides long. RefSeq lists its product as hypothetical. Lineage: Eukaryota; Cryptophyceae; Pyrenomonadales; Geminigeraceae. The record is from RefSeq and is a predicted model, not a curated record. The transcript has a single exon. Bases 1 to 417 code for a protein of 138 amino acids.
AUGCUGCUUGCCGCUCGCCCUACCACCAUGCUGCUUGCCGCUCGCCCUACCACCAUGCUGCUUGCCGUGCUUGUCAUGCCAGCUGCCAGCACUCUCACAAACAGAUUCGCAACAAGAACCCUGAUGCCCUCCUUCGUCAUGCCAGCUCCCAGCAUGGGCUUGAGGCGUCGACCGCAUCUCGGAAUGCUUCCAGGCUUCCCCUCAGGCGCUUUCACCGUGGGGUCACGAGUCUUGAGCUCACGGUCGGGCGCGGACUGGGAGAACAAGGAGAAGAUGGAGGAACACAAGGAAAUAGAGAUACAGAAGGCACGCAAGAAGAUCAGUGAGCUAGAGAUGGAGAUAAGACAGCAGAGACAAGACCAUCUGGAGCUUCUCAGUCACUACCAGCGUCAGCUAUCCUACUCGACUCAAAAGUGA